Messenger RNA from Passer domesticus (house sparrow), 1773 nucleotides. Its product is annotated as deoxyhypusine synthase-like. Gene Ontology annotation, biological process: peptidyl-hypusine biosynthetic process. The coding region runs from base 16 to 1212 and encodes 398 amino acids. Gene Ontology annotation, cellular component: cytoplasm. NCBI's taxonomy places the organism in Eukaryota, Metazoa, Chordata, Aves, Passeriformes, Passeridae. The record is from RefSeq and is a predicted model, not a curated record. The transcript is spliced from 10 exons. Gene Ontology annotation, molecular function: deoxyhypusine synthase activity.
GGAGUGCCGAGCAAGAUGGCGGCGCGCAGCCGUCCGGAGCGGCGAGCGCGCAGGCGUGCGGCGCGGGGGGGCGCGGCCCAAGAUGGCGGCGCCCUGAGCCGAGCCAUGGCGGCGCCGGGAGAGGCCCCGGGAGAGGCGCUCCGGGCCGUGCUCCGGCCCAGCGCGGCCCUCCCGGCCGAGGCCCUCCCGGUGCGCGGCUACGACUUCUCGGGCGGCGCGGACCACGCGGCGCUGCUGCGCUCCUUCCGCACCACCGGCUUCCAGGCCACGAGCUUCGCGCAGGCCGUGGCGGAGAUCGAGCGGAUGAUCGCCGCCAAGCUGGAGCCGCUGAGCGCGGAGCAGCGGGAGCGAGCGGCCAUGGCCGGGCCGCGGCCGCCCUCGGGCUGCACCAUCUUCCUGGGCUUCACCUCCAACCUCGUCAGCUCCGGCGUCAGGGAGAGCAUCCGAUACCUCGUGCAGCGCGGCAUGGUGGACGUGCUGGUGACCACGGCCGGGGGGGUCGAGGAGGAUCUCAUCAAGUGCCUGGCGCCCACCUUCAUCGGGGACUUCCAGCUGCGGGGCCGGGAGCUGCGCGAGAACGGCAUCAACAGGAUCGGGAACCUGCUGGUGCCCAACGAUAACUACUGCAAGUUCGAGGACUGGCUGAUGCCCAUCCUGGACACGAUGGUGGACGAGCAGGACACGCAGGGCGUGCGCUGGACGCCGUCGCGGGUGAUCGCCCGGCUGGGCAAGGAGAUCAACAACCCCGACUCCAUCUGCUACUGGGCCCAGAAGAACAACAUCCCGGUGCUGAGCCCCGCGCUCACCGACGGCUCCCUGGGCGACAUGAUCUUCUUCCACUCCUACAAACGCCCGGGGCUCGUGCUGGACAUCGUGGAGGACCUGCGCCUCAUCAACACCCAGGCCAUCUUCGCCCACAAGACUGGCAUGAUCAUCCUGGGCGGGGGCCUGGUCAAGCACCACAUCGCCAACGCCAACCUCAUGAGGAACGGCGCCGAUUUCUCCGUCUACGUCAACACGGCGCAGGAGUUCGACGGCUCUGACUCGGGCGCGCGGCCGGACGAGGCCGUGUCCUGGGGCAAGAUCCGCGUGGACGCCACCCCCGUCAAGGUCUACGCCGACGCCUCGCUCGUGUUCCCGCUGCUCGUGGCUGAGACAUUCGCCCGGAGCGCCGACGCCUUCGCGGUGCCCGCGGGGACCCCCGAGGCCUGAGAGACCCCCGAGGCCUGAGGGACUCCCGAGGCAUGAGGGACCCCCGAGGCACGAGGGACUCCUGAGGCAUGGGACCCCCGAGGCACGAGGGACCCCCAGGGCCUGAGGGACCCCCGAGGCAUGAGGGACCCCCGAGGCCUGAGAGACCCCUGAGGCUUGGGGGACCCCCGUGGCACGAGGGACCCCCAAGGCCUGAGGGACCCCUGAGGAAUGAGAGACCCCCAAGGCCUGGGGGAUCCCCGAGGCAUGAGGGACCCCCAAAGCCUGAGAGACCCCUGAGGCCUGAGGGACCCCUGAGGAAUGAGGGACCCCCGAGGCCUGGGGACCCCUGAAACCUGGGAACCCUCCCUUGAGGGACCCCCAAAACCUGGGGACCCCCUCGGGACCCCGCCCCGGGCUCAGCUUUGGGUGUGCUGCGCCUCGAAGGUGGAGGACAGUGGGGCGAGUCCCCCUGGGGGGGACAGGGGCCCCCCACUCCUGCACCCCCUGUCCGUGUGUCCCCCUCCCCUCAGUGCUGUGUUUAUUUAUUCGAGCUCCCAAUAAAGCACGGCAGGGUCUCCA